Messenger RNA from Ficedula albicollis (Collared flycatcher), 819 nucleotides. RefSeq lists its product as uncharacterized. The record is from RefSeq and is a predicted model, not a curated record. The annotation marks the transcript as partial. NCBI's taxonomy places the organism in Eukaryota, Metazoa, Chordata, Aves, Passeriformes, Muscicapidae. The transcript is spliced from 3 exons.
CCCAGCCCCCCCGGCAGCACCCCCACGCUGGCUCACCCAGCCUCCUCCCCAUCCAACCCCCCGUUGCCACCGCCUGGCCCCCAGCUCAGCAUCAUCAUUGGCCCAAACCUUCCCCAGACCCUGCUUCUCAAAGCCCCCCCCACCCCCGUGGCAGAGAGGGUCUCGGUGGUCAAGCAGGUGGGUGGUGUCCCCACCCAGACGCCCUCGCAGUGUUUCACCACCCUGCACACCUCGCUGUGUGACACAAUUUCGGGCUCGGUGUCCCGCUCCUCCCCAGAGCUCCUGCGACAGUGGCUGGAGAAGGCUGAGCCGGCAGAAGAGCUGGGAGAGAUGCCCAAAUCCCUGCCCAAGCCCAAAAAUGGCUCCAAGGCUCCCAAUCCUCACAAACCCAGCAAUGGCAGGGAAAUCUGGCUGGCUUUCCAGGACGUGGCUGGGCUCCUCACCAAACUGCUCUGCCAGCUGGAGAACUUCAAGUCCUCUUGCCCUUUCCCCUACGUCGUCCGGGCGGGAGCCAUCUUCAUCCCCAUCCACGUGGUGAAGGAGAAGCUCUUCCCAAAGCUGCCCGGGAGCUUCGUGGACCAAGUGCUGCAGAAGCACAAGGUGGAGCUUCGUCCCACCACCCUCUCAGAGGAGAAGCACCUGAGGGACCUGGAGCUGAAGAGCUGCACCUCCCGCAUGCUGAAGCUCCUGGCGCUCAAGCAGCUUCGUGAAAUCUACCCCGACCUGCUCAACCUCCACUGGCACAGCUCCAUCCAGCAGCAGCUCGCUUCCAGCUCAGAGACUGGCCAGCAGCCUUCCAAGUAGCCCUGGCAUGGAGGC